Myzus persicae (green peach aphid) is the source of this 5747-nucleotide messenger RNA. RefSeq lists its product as uncharacterized. Gene Ontology annotation, biological process: mitochondrial mRNA polyadenylation; mRNA 3'-end processing. Gene Ontology annotation, molecular function: poly(A) RNA polymerase activity; nucleic acid binding; zinc ion binding. The coding region runs from base 322 to 5277 and encodes 1651 amino acids. The record is from RefSeq and is a predicted model, not a curated record. The transcript is spliced from 8 exons. NCBI's taxonomy places the organism in Eukaryota, Metazoa, Arthropoda, Insecta, Hemiptera, Aphididae.
CUCAAUAUUAUUAUUUUCAUACUUAAAAUAAUGUUUAAUCGCCGAUAAUCAGACAUCAGUGUAGUUACAAAAACUAUCGCUCGCUAUGAUACCUACGUUUACUUUUAAGUUAUAAUAUUCGUUGGCUAACGAAGUCAAGAUCCAAAUUCCAAGUAAAAGUGCUGUUAUUAAUUGCCAUUCAAUUUUCGAAACUACCAAUAUUUCCAAAUAUUUGUAACAUAAGCAUUAAUUUUUUAAGAAGUUAAUAUUAUUUUUAAGGCACCAUAAUGAUUUCUGCGGAUGUCCAAUUUUUAAUGGUUUAGUUGAAUCAAUCUUUAAAAAAUGGAACAGGAAAAUGAAGCUGAUCAUCUCGGCGAACAGACCGAAAAAAAGAAAAUAUUAGUUUCCCACAGCAAUGAUCCCAAUUCGGUAAUUUCAAAAUCAAUCGAUGAUCAGGAAAUGCAAUUUAAUAUAACCAACAGUUAUUUAAAAAUUGAUCCUUCUACUUCUUCUAAUAAUCAUGUUAAUUUGAGAUCAAACUAUACACCUAACUCUGAUACUGUUUAUACCCAUCAGAGCCAAGAAAAUCCUGUAGCUGAAUUGAGUCCAUCUAAAGUUUUCAAAUGUAAUGAUUCUUUAGAAAUUGAUUUUGGUAUGGAUUCUGAUAAAAAAUAUUGUACAAAAGAGAUAACCAGAUCCAAUUUAGAGAAUAAUAAUCAAGAGCUUCAACAAACUAAAAGUCCAACUCAAAUUAUGAAAUAUAAAAAUACUAGCUCUGACAUUCUAAAACCAACUGAACAUACUAAAUUAUGUAAAAAGUAUAUUGGAUCCAAAUUUUUUUGUUUAAUAUGUGACACUAAAAUGAAAUCUUUAAAAGAUUGGGAGUCACAUGCUAUAAGUACACGUCACUUAGAAAAAUGUAUGAUUAAAAAUGAUUAUGUUUCAUAUGACUGUGGUGGUUGUAAAACAUUUUUUUUUGGAAAUAAGGAACAGAUUUUAAAACAUUGCAAAGAUAUUCAUAAUGAUAUAUCCGGACUCCCAUGUGUUUUUAGAUGUAUGAAAGAUGUAUUUUAUCAAUGUAUAUUUAUAAGUCCGACCAAUUGGAAACCUUGGUCGUUUUGUGGUCCCUGUAAAAAUUAUUCAUUUUUAAAAAAGAAAUGUUAUUCUAGUAACCACACUUUAAAAAAAACAAUUAACUUCAAAUGCAAUUCAUGUUUAAUAGAUUUUGUAUGUAGCCAAGAAGUAUAUAAUAAACAUUUAAUGUCGUGUGAACAUAUCAUGUUGGAAUAUUUUCAAUCCAAAAAAGUUGGCGAAAACCCGGAAAAUCAAACUUUAUGCAAUUUAAAAUUGCCCCCAAUAGUUUUAAAUAAAUUUACUAUUGAUAACGUAAAAGCUACUUGUAAUGAUUGUAAGUUUCAAAUGGUGUCCAACGAAAAAGCAAUAACUGUUCAUCUAACAGAAUGUAUCAAUAAAUCUGAUGUAGGUAGAAAAAAUACAUCAAAAAUCCAAACUUAUUUUUGUACAAUUUGCUCUAAAAUCACAUCUGAUUUUAAUCAAUGGAAGUUACAUUUAUUAUUAUCAAGUCAUUUAAUUAAAUGUCAUGAUAUUAAAGAUUUAGUUUCAUAUACAUGUAAAACUUGCUCAAUGCAUUGUUAUGGUGUUGUAAAUCAUUUAACAGAACAUCAAAGUAUUCAUCCAAACAAUUCAGAAAAAAAUCUUUCCAUGUUUAUGGCUUUUAACUUCCAUCGUAUUAACAAAAAUUUAAAAUCCAAAGACUUUUACUACUGUGAAGAAUGUGAAACAUAUGCUGAAGUCAAUUCUAAUUCAGAUCAUUGGAAUAAAAGCCAUAAGACUAAAUUGAAACGUAUAAUCUGUCAACCUUGCCGUACAGAAUUCUUUUGUAUUGAAGAUAAUUUGUUGUUCAAUAAACAUAUUUUAUCAAGUGAACACAUUAUUUUAAAAUCUGUGACCUCUAGAAAUCCACUUCCAGAACUUAAUAUACAAUCAUUGACAAAUCAAAAACGGUGUGCUUCAAAAAGUAUUUUGGAUAAAAAAGUUCCAUUCAAUAUUAAACCGUAUUUGCAAUUUUUUCAAAAUAUAAAGAAUGAAAAUAAAACUAUGUGUAUUUCAUGUGAUAGUCUAAUUGAUUUAAAUCACAAUGAUCUUCUUAGUCACUUGUUAGUUUGUAAUCAUGGAUUGGCAAAAUGUAUCCCUCGAUCAAAUUUAAAUUAUUUUCAAUGUCUAGAAUGUGCAUUUUGUUCAAACAAUAAGGAUACAUGGAAAAAACAUGCAAUUACACAUGCAAAAUUAGACACUAAUAUUUGUUAUUCUUAUAUUUGUAAAAGUUGUAACUCUUUAGUGUAUGGUGAAAUGAAUGAUAUUGAAUUACAUUUAAUUACUGAACAUAAGACAACUAUUAUAAAUAUGCCAUUAGAAUCAGUGUUAAUGGCAAAACAGUUGAUGAGGAGAAAUAAUAAUGCUAGCAAAUCGUCUGAUAUAAUGUGCUUUUGUGAUCCAUGUAAUAAAAUAUUCAAGUCAAGUGAAAAUCUUAAUCAUUUUAAUACAGACAGUCAUGCAUCAGCAGCUUCAGAUAUUGUAGAAUUAUUUUACUGCAAGGAUUGUAAAGUGGAAUUCUACUCUUCAAUUACAGUUUAUGAAUGUCACAAGUUAACUGCAGAACAUAUAAUUAUGAGCUCAGACUAUAUAGAAACUGAAAUUAAGGAUCUUAAACCUACGAAACUUGAUACCCAUUUACUUACCUAUGUUACUGAUCAAAAUUUGUAUGAUUCAACCCCAAACAUUGCUUUUUUCUGUUUUGUCUGUGAUUAUCUGUGUUUAAAGUUAGAAGUAUGGAAACUUCAUAUUAAUAGCAAAAAACAUAUCAAUUCUUCCAAAUUUCUUUGUAUGGACCACCGUUGUAAAAUUUGUAAAACACUUAUGUUUGGAUAUCGGCAUCACAUGUUUGAACAUUAUAGCAAUCGUUUUCAUUCAAUGUUGAGACAAUUCAAAUCAAUAAAAUCUACUGAGGUUUUAAAACAAAAAUGUGAAACAAAACACUCAUCCAAUAUGCGAGCAACUUUUGAAAAUAAUCAAAGUGCAGUAUUCAAAGAGAAUAUAUCAGGAGAAUCUAGUGCUAAUAAUAAUGCAGAUAAUUUAUUAACAAAAAUGAUGAAUAAAUUAUCACAUCAAUCAAAUAUUCAAAAAGAAAAUACCUUAUUAGAAGUAUCUACUACUUAUAACGCCAACGAUACACAUUCGAGGACAAUAGAUGAAUUUCCUCCCGAAUCAAAUUCUCAUUGUGAUGGUAGUAUAGUAGACAAAUCUAUUACACAAAUUAACGAAAUCCAAUUAAUGAGAACAACUUCUGAUGAAUUCCCACUUUCAUCAAAUAUUUCUCAAGAUAGAAUAAUAGAAGAAUCUACUACCAAUUUUAGUGAAAAACUCUUUGAGAAAAAAAUAGAGGAUAAAUCUCUUCUCGAAUCAAAUACUCAAAAUUAUAGUGAAUUUUAUGGAUUAAAAAUGAGUGCGUUACAUGAAAUGCUUAAUCAAAACCAAGAGAUAAAACCAAACAUUUCUUAUUAUUGUGUAUCUUGUGAUUUUAUUACUGCAGAAGAAAAAAAUUGGGAUGAACAUAAUUUAACACACCAUGUAAAUGAAGUUGAAGUGCGCCAUAAGGUAUUUUGUGAUACUUGUAAUUUAUACUUAGUUGGGCUGUCUAAUUUAGAUAACCAUGUUAACACUAUUGAACACAAAAAUAUGUUAGAAUUACAAAAAUUAAUCAGUUCUAAAAAUUUGAAAAAAAAAAAUAUUAAAAUCAAAAGGAGAAUUGAAAUAAAUAGUAACUUGACUGCUGGUAAUCCUUCAGAUGUUACUCAGACUUCAAAAACAGAUAAGCCACAAACAAAUGUUGGUAAAACUGAUGAAAAAGAAGCAAGUAAUCGUAAAAUAAUGAUUGAAAUUAAAGGUGUAAAACCACAGUAUAAAAAAAAUGGCUGGGUUGAAAUCAAGAAAAUAUUUUCUUUUUAUGGUCUUUUUGGAUUUAUUACUAAACACAGCUCUGUUAUAAUCAUAUUUCGUAAACUAGCUUCCAUGAACAGAAUGUUAAAUGAUAGAGAAAUGUUGGAAAGAAAAUAUGAAUUUACUAUUAAUAUUUUAGUUGAAGAAGACAAAUUACCUGAGCUACAUAAAACAACAGUGUUCGAGUUUGGAAAUAAAGAAGUACUGCUAAAAUCUAUUGACAAACAGAUCAUGGAAAUUAAACAAGAAAUUUCUAAUCCAGAUAUAAUUGAUAGAUUAUUUUUAUUAGUAAACUCAAUACAUAGUUGUGCUGGCCAACAUUUCAAAGAAAGUAAAACAUAUGCUUUUGGAUCACGUAUGUCUGGUCUUGCACUUAAGGAUAGUGACGUGGAUUUAUACUUUGAUAUUGCUGGCACUUUUGGCGGAGAAUUAAGUAACGAUCUGUAUGCCCAAGAGGAUCUAGUACGUUAUUUUGGAAAAGUAUUUCGGUCUCAAAAUGAUGAAUAUAAACAUAUACAACAAAUAACUGGAGCACGUGUGCCUAUAGUCAAAUUUUUACAUGUCCCUUCUGGCCUAUAUUGUGAUUUGUCUUUCAAAAGUGGCCUUAGUACACAUAACACAAAAUUAGUCAGAUUGUACUUAGCAUUGGAUGAACGUGUUCACUGGAUUGUUUGUGCAGUUGUUAAACGUUGGGCAUUACAAAAUGAUAUGAAAAAUCAAAGUAUGUUUACCAGUUAUGCUUUAGCAUGGUUGGUUCUCUUUUACCUGAUGACUAUUGAAGUUGUGCCUCCAUUAACAUUACUCAGAAAACAUGCAGAUUAUUCAAAAGAUACAUCUAGAUCAGAUGUUAUGUUUAUAGAAGAUUGGGACUGUACUUUCUGCACCUUAGAAAAAGCCAAACAAAUAUGGAAAGUACCAGAGAUUCCUUGUUGGGACUUAUUAUUUGGGUUUUUUAAAUUUUAUUCUAACUCUACAUUACUUCAACAAUUCGUUCUUUGUCCAGCUAUUGGAAGUGCUAUACCUAAAAAUAGUUUUUAUGAUGUUCCAAAGGCAACACCGGAGUUAUUAGGUUUUAACAAAAAAAGGAAUGGUAAACCUAUUGACUGGUGUAUAAGAUUAAGAGAUAACUUUCAUGGCGAAGGUCUUGCAGUACAAGAUCCUUUUGAUCUUUUUCACAAUAUAACAAAAGUUAUUAUACCUAGAAAGUUACAAACCUUCUCUUAUUUAUGCAAUAAAACUAUGGAAGUUAUGAAAAAUGGAGUUCAACCUUAUUAUGCAUAAAUAUUGCAACACAAUUUUUUUUUAUCCGAUUCAAAACAAAUAUUUUUAAAAUGAGAUUUAAUUUGAUAAUUAAAACAAUAACAUUUUAGUUUAUUAAAUAAAUAUAUAUUUAAUAAAAAUGACUUAAAUCGUCAAUUACUAGUUCUUUUUUCUUUGUACUGAGGGUUAUUUGUGUACAUAUCUAAUUUCAGUAACUUUAACUUCGGCUAUUAUACAAAGUGAUUUAUUAUUUUAUCAUACCUCUCAUUGUUUAUAAACAAUUUUAAUUUUCUGUUUCACAAGAACUUGUUAUAAAUAAAAUAAAAAAAUGUAUUUUAUCGGCAGACAGAAGUUAUUUAUUUUUAUUGUGUUAAUUAUCAUGACUUCAGUCAUAAAUAUUCUUAAGUUAUAUUUUUAGUAUCAUUAAUUUAUACACAUUUACAACAAAAAAAUGAUUAAUUUACUUCUAUUAUACAAUUAUUUUGUUCCAC